This is a messenger RNA of Dreissena polymorpha, 11079 nucleotides long. Its product is annotated as protocadherin Fat 4-like. The record is from RefSeq and is a predicted model, not a curated record. The coding region runs from base 1 to 10668 and encodes 3555 amino acids. Lineage: Eukaryota; Metazoa; Mollusca; Bivalvia; Myida; Dreissenidae. Gene Ontology annotation, cellular component: cell-cell junction; plasma membrane. Gene Ontology annotation, molecular function: calcium ion binding. Gene Ontology annotation, biological process: homophilic cell-cell adhesion. The transcript is spliced from 46 exons.
AUGUACAUAAUUGCGACAUCAACCAGUGCGAGUACAGCGCAAGUCUUUACGAUAAACAUUACGCCCGAAAACGACAAUCCGCCUGUUUUCAACCCAAACGUUUAUUUCGUUUCCGUCGCCGAAAACACUGCAGCAUCCACGUCGAUUGCGCUGCUGACGGUCACAGACGCUGAUGGUACUACACCUACCAUAUCAAUCUUUUCUGGAAACAACGACAACAAGUUUGAGCUGCGAGCCAGUAACACGAAGGAGAUCAUUACACAGACAGCUGAUCUCGAUUAUGAAGGAACAACUAAUUCAUAUGUCCUUAUCAUUCAUGCAACGGACACUGCUCAAGCAUUCACAGGAGCUAUCAUAACAGCGACAGCAACCGUCAUUAUCACGGUUGAACCAACUAACGAGCAUAUGCCAGCGUUUUCACCCACCAGUAUCACCAAUACCAUCAACGAGAACAGCCCUAUAGGAACCAUGAUAACCAAUACCGUUGCUACAGAUGGAGAUUCAAGUCCCCAUGGCAUUGCGAUAUAUUCAAUAAAUCAAGUAACCCGGAAUGGUGCUGUGACGACUGACGCGUAUUUCGCUAUAAACUCGUUGACUGGAGAGAUUGAGCUAGCAAAAGAGUUCGAUUAUGACGCACUACCGACCGGAGACAAAACCUUUCAAAUUGAAGUAUACGCGAUCGAUGGCGGGACACCGGCUUAUACGGGUUCUGCUACAGUUACGGUAACCGUGCAAGAUGACAACGACGUAGCACCAACCUGCAGCCAACUGCUGUAUGUUCUAACGGUUCCAGAAAACAGCUCUUCUUCUUAUGAAGUUAUCCCAGACCUAGGCUGUACAGAUUUAGACAGUACCUCGCUUACAUACACUGUGCAGCCUUCCACGAUGACAGCUUUCUCCGUCGAUACUUCUGCCAGUAUGGUGAAAUUGAAACCUGCAGGCACUUUGAAUUACGAAAGCGGCACUACCAACUAUGCGUUCACAAUCGAGGUCACCGACAGCGUCCAUACCACCACCAUAUCAGUCGGUAUAACCAUAACGGAUGUCAACGAAGCUUCACCUGUGUUCAAUCCCAGCUCCUACACCAAUAGCAUCGCUGAGGACACCACCCUAGGCUCAAGUGUUAUCACUGUAACCGCCACGGACGCUGACACUGCUGACAAGUUUGUUUACUCCAUAAUUAGCGGAAACAAUGACAACAAGUUUGCCAUUGAUUCCGACACCGGUCUAAUAAGCGUUGCUGGGGAAUUGGACGCCGAAUCAACGACGACAUACACUCUUGUAGUUAAAGCGAAUGAAGUGGCUACUACAAACUCGGCUACAGCAUCUGUCACGAUUACCGUUUCUGACGUCAAUGAUAACACGCCAAAGUUUGCACAGGACAUCUACUACGUGGCUGUCGAUGAAGACAGAACAGCGGGCCCUUUGCUCACGCUUACUGCGACAGAUGGAGACUCUGGUACGUUGUUCACAUAUACCCUCGAGGCGUCAAGUGCACCGGCUACGUAUACGUCAUAUUUUGGGUUUGAUACAGUAACGAGGAACCAGCUAAAUCUGCUCGCUCCGAUUGACUUAGAUACUAGCGGCGUGCAGUCGUUCUAUACACUGGUCUUCAUGGUGACGGACAACGGAAGCCCGCCUCGUUCCAGCACAUCGUCCGUUCUGGUGUCCGUAAGCUCUGUGAAUGAACACACGCCAACAUUUAGCGCUGUUACUUUUACUAUCGCUGAAUCGGCCAACCACGGUGCCCAAGUGGGAAUUGUGACCGCUCUGGACUCUGACAGAGGCGCGGAUGGCGAAAUAACAUAUACCAUUAUAUCUGGUAACGGUGACGGGAAAUUUGCGGUCGACCCAACUUCCGGCGCCAUUUCUGUCCUUGGUUCCCUCGACUAUGACAUUCUCCAGACGUACUCGCUUACAGUGAAGGCCGCUGAUGGCGGGUCGCCGUCAAAGACCGUCACUGCAGUAGUUACUAUUACCGUCACAGCCGUGUCUGAUGAGAAGCCAACGUGCACGACAAAUUCAUUUUUCGAAUCUAUCACAGAGCCUGGGGUUCAGAACACACAGGCAUAUGUGCAACUUGCAUGUUCCGAUGCCGAUGGAGAAACUUUGUCCUACUCACUUACUCGCAAUACCGGAGCAACAUUUGCCAUCAGCAAUACCGGCAGUAUUACACUUUCGUCUGCUGUUGAUUUCGAUGGCGCCGUCAAACUGUUCAAUAUGGAUGUGACAGUUACGGAUACUUCGAGCAACUCUGUUAUAAUUCCCGUUGUUAUUGAAAUAAAGCCAGCCAACGAAUUUGCGCCAGUGUUUCCAGUCGAUAUAACCGUGAACUUAAACGAGGACACGGCUGUGGGCAGUGACAUAGCAACUCACGUAGCAACGGAUGGUGAUUCUAACGACACCCCCGAUGGCGUCUUAACGUAUUCUAUUCAAUCAGUAACAAACGGUGGACUGAAUCAGUUCAGUAUCGAUCCGACCACAGGAAAGAUUAGUCUCGCAAGCCCUUUCGACUACGAAGCUGCUCAGUCUUUCGUCAUAACUAUAUUGGCAACUGACGGUGGCUCAACACCCCUUUCGGGUUCCGCUACAGUUACGGUAACCGUGCAAGAUGACAACGACGUGGCACCAACCUGCAGCCAACUACUGUUUCUUCUUACGGUUCCCGAAAACAGCGCUACUUUUUAUGAAGUUAUCCCAGACCUAGGCUGUACAGAUUUGGACAGUGUUUCUCUUACAUACACGGUGAAGCCUUCCACAAUGACAGCCUUCUCUGUCGAUACUUCUACCAGUGUGGUGAAAUUGAAACCUGCAGGCACUUUGAAUUACGAAAGCGGCACUACCAACUAUGCGUUCACAAUCGAAGUCACCGACAGCGUUCAUACCGCCACCAUAUCAGUCGGUAUAACCAUAACGGACGUUAACGAAGCUUCACCUGUGUUCAAUCCCAGCUCAUACACCAAUAGCAUCGCUGAAGACGCCAUCCUUGGCGCAAGCGUUGUCACUGUAACAGCCACGGACGCUGACACUGCUGACAAGGUUGUCUACUCGAUAAUUAGCGGAAACAAUGACAACAAGUUUGCCAUCGAUUCAAACACCGGUAUCAUACGCGUUGCGGGGGAAUUGAACGCCGAUUUAUCUACAACGAUGACCUACACUCUUGUUGUUAAAGCGAACGAAGUGACUACUACAAACUCGGCUACAGCUUCUGUCACGAUUACCGUUUCUGACGUUAAUGAUAACACGCCAAAGUUUGCACAGGACAUCUACUACGUGGCUGUCGAUGAAGACAGAACAGCGGGCGCUUUGGUCACGCUUACCGCAACGGAUGGAGACGCUGGUACGUUGUUCACAUACACACUCGAGGCGUCCAGUACACCGGCUACGUAUACGUCAUAUUUUAGGUUUGAUACAACAACGACGAACCAGCUGAAUCUGCUCGCUCCAAUUGACUUAGAUACAAGCGGCGUGCAGUCGUUCUAUACACUUGUCGUCAUGGUGACGGACGAUGGAAUCCCGGCUCGUUCCAGCACAUCGUCCGUACUGGUGUCCGUGAACACUGCGAAUGAACACACACCAACACUGAGCGAUGUUACCUUUACUAUCGCUGAAUCAGCCAUCUACGGUGCCCAAGUAGGAAUUCUGACCGCUCUGGACUCAGACAGAGGCGCGGAUGGCGAAAUAACAUAUACAAUUUUAUCUGGUAACUGUGAUGGGAGAAUGUUUGCGGUCGACCCAACAUCCGGGGCCAUUUCCGUCCUUGAUUCUUUAGACUACGAGACCGUACAAACGUACGCGCUUACAGUGAAGGCUGCUGAUGGCGGGUCGCCGUCAAAGACCGUCACUGCAGUAGUAACUAUAAACGUCACAGCCGUGUCUGAUGAGAAGUGCACGACACAUUCAUUUUCUGAAUCUAUCACAGAGCCCGGGGUUCUAAACUCACAGACGUAUGUACAGCUGGUAUGUUCCGAUGCCGAUGGGGCAACUUUAUCCUACGUACUAACUGGCAACACCGGAGAAAUAUUUGCCAUCAACAGUGCCGGCAGUAUUACACUUGCGGCUGCUCUUGAUUUUGAUGGCGCCGUCAGACUGUUUAAUAUGAGUGUGACGGUAACGGACUCUUCAAACAACUAUGUGAUAAUUCCCGUUUUCAUUGAAAUAAAGCCAUACAACGAAUUUACGCCAGUGUUCCCAGCCAAUAAAAUCGUGACUUUUAGCGAGGACGAGGUUGUGGGCAUUGACAUAGCAACCCACGUAGCAACGGAUGGUGAUUCUAGUGACACCCCCGAUGGCGUCAUUACUUAUUCUAUUCAAUCAGUUACAAACGGUGGACUGAAUCACUUCAUUAUCGAUCCAACCACAGCAAAGAUUAUUCUCGCAAAGCCUUUGGACUACGAAACCGCUCAGGCCUACGUCAUAACAGUCUCGGCAAGAGACGGCGGUUUACCCUCACGUUCGGCCACCGCAUUGGUGACCGUGAACGUUAAUAACGUCAAUGAUAACACGCCCAAGUUUGCACAGAACAUGUACUACGUUACUAUCAAUGAAGACAAGACAGCCGGCGUUUUGCUUACGCUUACCGCGACGGAUGCAGACGCUGGUACGUUGUUCACAUAUACCCUCGAAGCGUCAAGUACACCGGCAACGUAUACGUCAUAUUUUAGGUUUGACACAACAACGAGGAACCAGUUGAAUCUGCUCGCUCCAAUUGACUUGGAUACGAGUGGCGUGCAAUCUUUGUAUACACUUGUCGUCAUGGUGACGGACAAUGGAAGCCCGGCUCGUUCCAGUACAUCGUCCGUUCUGGUGUCUGUGAACUCUGUGAAUGAACACACGCCAACACUGGGCGCUGUUACCUUUACCAUCGCUGAAUCAGCCAUACACGGUGCCCAAGUGGGAAUUCUGAACGCUCUAGACUCUGACAGAGGCGCGGAUGGUGAAAUAACUUAUACUAUUAUAGCUGGUACCGGUAUUGGAAAAUUUGCAGUCGACCCAAAAACCGGCGCCAUUGUCGUCCUUGGUUCCAUUGACUACGAUCUAUUGCGUACAUGGUGGCUAACAGUGAGGGCCGCUGAUGGUGGGUCGCCGUCAAAAUUCGUUAAUGCACAAGUAACUAUAACCGUCACCAACGUGUCUGAUGAGAAGCCAAAGUGCAUGACAAAUUCAUUUUUCGAAUAUAUCACAGAGCCCGGGGUUCUGACCACAACAUAUGUAUCGCUUGCAUGUUCCGAUGCCGAUGGAGAAACUUUGUCAUACUCACUUUCUAACAACCCCGGACCAACAUUUGCCAUCAGCAGUACCGGCAGGAUUACACUUGCGUAUGUUCUUGAUUUCGAGGGCCAAUUUCGAUACUUCGAUAUGAAAGUGACGGUAACGGACACUGCGGGCAACUCUGUGAUAAUUCCCGUCUUUAUUGACGUAAAGCCAGCCAACGAGUUUUCGCCAGUGUUUCCAGCCGAUAAAACCGUUAACUUUAACGAGAACACGGCUCUGGGCAGUGCAAUAGCAACCCACGUAGCAACGGAUGGUGAUGCUAAUUACAGUCCCGAUGGAGUUAUUACGUAUUAUAUUCAAUCAGUGUCAAACGGUGGACUGAAUCUCUUCAGUAUCAGUCCGACCACUGGCAAGAUAAUUCUCGUAGCGCCUUUUGACUACGAAACUGCUAGGACGUACGUCAUAACGGUCAUGGCAAGUGACGGCGGCUCACCACCACGUUCGGCCACCGGACUGGUUACAGUGAACGUUCAUAACGUCAAUGACGCUACGCCGAGGUGUUCCUCUACGUCAAUGGCAGUGACGGUGUCAGAGGACAAGACUAACGGUUUCGUAGUCAUCCCUGACUUGCAAUGCAUAGACGCGGAAAAUGAUUCCCUGACAAUCGCCAUCAGAUCGCAGUCGCCAUCCAGCGGCUUUAAACUAGUCAAUGAUGCCGCCGGGGUCACCAGUCUUCAAGUUUCUACAAACCCCCUUAAUUAUGAGACGGCAAAGGACUACUUCUUGGAGAUCACUGCAACCGACACCGGAGGCCUCUUCACAACCGUCUACGUUGCCAUUAGUAUUCUCGACGUAAAUGACGGCCCACCCGUCAUACAGAACGAGCCGUAUACACCUACCGUUGCGGAGAACGUUGCCAUUGGCUUCUCAGUAACCACGGUUACCGCAACAGAUCCGGACGAAGCCGGCAGUGAUUUUGGCAAGCUCACUUACGCCUUUACCUCGGGCAACGCCAAGGGACAUUUUGUAAUUAACCCUUACACUGGAAAGAUUAUGGUCGCGGGUGUAUUAGAUUAUGAAACGGAUCAGGCCUAUACAUUGGUUGUUACAGUCACCGAGAAGACUGGCGGAGGAUCUGACACAACUAACGUCGUCGUCACAAUAACGAACGUAAACGACAACGUGCCGUCAUGCCAAUCUGAUAUGAUAUUUACUACAAACAUGGACGAGACGGAUUCGAUUAACAAAGUACUUUACGAUAUGACGUGUAGUGACACGGAUGGCAGUCCUUUAACAUACACGAUAACAACCGGAAACACUCAUUUUUUCGACGCUGAUGAUGCCACAUCGAAUUUAGUGCUUAAGAACCAAAUAGACUACGAUGUUGUGACCCAGUGGCAGUAUGAUCUCCACAUCACUGUUUCCGAUGGCACUUACAGCGUUGUAGUAAAAGGAAGCGUCAUAGUCAACGCAGUCAACGAACAUACUCCCAUAUUCACUAUGCCGACGAAUUUUUAUCUUGCGGAGAACACUGCGGUAGGUACGAGCAUCUACAAAAUGACGGCAACAGACUCAGAUAAGGGCGGCCACGGUGAUAUUCGCUAUUAUAUCCGGAACGGCAACACCGGCGUCGCAUUUUCUAUCAGCCCCUUCACAGGGGAUAUCUAUGUCGCCAACGUAUUGGAUUUCGACGUCGCUCCAACAUCAUACACGUUGAGGCUGGAGGCUGAGGAUACGGCUUCUACUCAAACUGACACGAGAACGGGAACAGUGACUUUGGUUAUAACGUUGACUAAUUUAAACGACCACACGCCGACGUGUUUCUCUACGUCAAUGGCAGUGACGGUGCCAGAGGACAAGACUAACGGUUUCGUAGUCAUCCCUGACUUGCAAUGCACAGACGCGGAAAAUGAUGCCCUAACAAUUUCCAUCAGGUCGCAGUCUCCCUCCAGCGGCUUUCAACUAGUCAAGAAUGCCGCCGGGGUCACCAGUCUUCAAGUUUCUACAAACCCCCUAAAUUACGAGACGGCGAAGGACUAUUUGGUGGAGAUCACUGCUACAGACCCCGGAGGCCUCUUCACGACCGUCAUCGUGGACAUCAGUAUCCUUGACGUAAAUGAAGGCCCGCCAGUCAUACAGAACGAGCCAUAUACACCUACCGUUGCGGAGAACGUUGCUAUUGGCUUCUCAUUAACCACGAUUACCGCAAAAGAUCCGGACGAAGCCGCCAGUGAUUUUGGGAAGCUCACUUACGCCAUUACCUCCGGAAACGCCAAGGGACAUUUUGUUAUUAAUCCUGACUCUGGAAAGAUCGUGGUCGCGGGUGUAUUAGAUUAUGAAAAGGAUCCGACCUAUACAUUGGUUGUAACAGUCACCGAGAAGACCGGCGGAGGAUCUGACACAACUAACGUCGUCGUCACAAUAACGAACGUCAACGACAACGUGCCGUCAUGCCAAUCUGAUAUGAUAUUUACUACAAACAUGGCCGAGACAGACUUGAUUAACAAAGUACUUUACGACAUGACGUGUAGUGACGCGGAUGGCAAUGCUUUAUCGUACACGAUAACAACAGGAGACACGCACUUUUUCGACGCUGAUGACGCCACAUCUAAUCUAGUGCUUAAGAACCAAAUAGACUACGAUGUUGUGACCCAGUGGCAGUAUGAUCUACAGAUCACUGUUUCCGAUGGCACUUACAGCGUUGUAGUAAAAGGAAGCGUCAUAGUCAACGCAGUCAACGAACAUACUCCCAUAUUCACUAUGCCGACGAACUUCGAUCUUGCGGAGAGGACUGCGGUAGGUACGAGCAUCUACACAUUGACGGCAACAGACUCAGAUAAGGGCGAGCACGGUGAUAUUCGCUAUUAUAUCCGGAAUGGCAACAACGGCAUCGCAUUUUCUAUCAACCCCUUCACAGGCGAUAUCUACGUCGCCAACGUAUUGGAUUUCGACGUCGCUCCAACAUCAUACACGUUGAGGCUGGAGGCUGAGGAUACGGCAUCUACUCAAACUGACACGAGAACGGGAACAGUGACGUUAGUAAUAACGUUGACAGAUUCAAAUGACCACACACCCGUGUUUACCCAAGAUUUGUAUACGACAACACUGGAAGAAAAUGUCGCAUAUCUGACAUCAGUUGUAACGGUCCAGGCAACCGAUAAAGACACCGGAAACAACGGCGCUAUCACAUAUUCUGUUGUUGGUGGAACGGGAUCGACCUGGUUUUCAGUUCAUGCAACUACUGGUGUUAUAAGCACUCAGGCAACCAUCGAUUAUGAGGUAAACAUCGCGUACGACCUAAUUGUGAAAGCUGUAGAUGGCGGAACUACGCCUCUUUCCGCAACAUGUUUCGUCAGGAUCGCAAUAAACGACUUGAAUGACAACUCUCCGAAGUUUCCCGCUGCUCAUAUUACAGUUGAGAUUACUGAGUCCACGCCGAUCGGAACUAGUGUAAUUACAGCUGUGGCCCGAGACGCCGACUCAUUAACCAACAAUAACAAUGUAGUUGUUUAUUUGUUAAAUCCGUCAUCAUCAAAGUUUAAAGUCCACCCAUCUACCGGAGUCAUAACAACAAACGAUCUGUUAGACAGGGAAUCGCAAUCGAGUCACACAAUAAUUGUGUAUGCAACCGACCAGGGAACGUCCCAGCGACAAAACACUGCCACCAUCACGUACACUAUCAGCCUCAUAGACGAGAACGACAACGACCCCGUGAUUCAAAACGCGCCCUUUGACAAGACCAUCUCAGAAGACACGCCGCUAAACACUGUAGUUUUCACAGUGAACGCCAAUGACAACGAUUUUGACCAGAAUAAAGCAUUGACCUAUUCGAUUUUAAACGGUAACACAGGCUCUGACUUUGGAAUCGACCCCUCGUCAGGAUUAAUCUGGGUCGUCAAUGCCCUCGACCGGGAAAGGACAGCAACGUAUCAUAUGACAUUGAAGAUUGUGGACAAUGGUUUGACUCCUAGAUCCGCUACAAUAACGUCAACCGUGACAAUCAGCGACAAAAACGAUAAAAAUCCAAUAUUCCGAUCAACGCCUUACGUGUUUACAAUCUCUGAACAUGUUCCGACGGGUACUCUAAUCGAUCGCGUUACGGCAACCGACGCUGAUAUUAAUCUUAAUGGAGCUGUAACGUUCGAAGUGGCCUACUUCAUAACUGGCAAGACCAACCAUAUCACACUGGAAGCCUCUAGCGGGGCCUUAACCACUGCAACAACUCUUGACCGAGACGUCAUGGACUUGUACGUGCUUGUGAUAAGGGCUAAGGACGGCGGUGCCGGGUCGCGAACAGCUACCGCGACAGUUUCCAUCAAGGUGUUGGACUAUAAUGACAAUGCACCAACAUUUAGUGCAGCGCUCUACGAGGGUAAAGUUCUUGAAAAUACCGUCGCCGGAACGAGCAUUCUCACCGUUGUUAUUGACGAUCUUGAUAUUGAUGAUAAUGCUAAUAUCACGCUCUCCAUCAGUGAUACAAACGCCAAUAUGUACAUCGCGGCAGAUUCAACGACGUAUGUACUCUUUGUGAAAACGCCGAUAGAUCGCGAGGUUUUCACUCAUUUCGAGUUCGUUCUGACGGCCACGGACGACGGGACGCCACAAUUAACAGCGACUACUACAGUACGCAUCACCGUUAUCGACGUAAACGAUAACGAGCCGCAGUUUUCACCUACGUUUUACAGCGGAGAAAUCGCUUACAAUGACGACUGCCAGGUCACGAUUACGACUCUGACGGCAAACGACGCCGACGAAGGUGUUAACGCAGACUUAACGUUUGCUUUUACGCAGAAUGAAAACCCAGAGCUUUUCUCUUUGAAUGCCAAUACAGGCGCUGUAUCACUUAUAGCAACAGCUUCAGCAAAUACGAAAUACAAGGUAAACGCAGCAGCUACUGAUGCCGGCUCGCCGUCAAAGACCUCCACAACCGAAGCGUCUGUACGUAUCGAUGUAUACGAUCCGACUUCUAUCGUCCUCAACUACUACAUGUCGAUCCCGAAGGUGAACUUCCUUACGAUGAAAUCGACAUUCUUGGCUCAAUUGACGACGGUCUUUAGGCAGACGCAUGCGACAUCAGAGGCGAAAAUAUGCUGCGUCACGGAGGAAACAUCGACGUCGUGUAUAGUCCGUCUGUACGUGUUAAAGGACGACACAGCGGACACGCUUGCGGAGAUCGAUAACGCUAAGAAUUUUCUGACGUCAGAUGAGGUAUACGCCAUCGCCGCCAAGGACACCAUUGGAACGCCGACAGACGACAUUAAAGGAUCUAUCUGGACGGCAUUCUCGAUAACGAAGGUGGAGAAGAACUAUGACCCCGUCCCGCCGACGCCGUGGAUCGAGACCGCCGCCGGCAUUGUCACGAUAGUCGUCACAACCCUCCUCUUCAUGCUUAUUGGCGCCGUCGUCGGCGUCGUACUGUACAAUAUGCGUCGGCGACCGGCAUUGUCACCGUAGUCGUCAAAAGCCUCCUCUUCCUUGUCAUCGGCGCCGUCAUAGGCGUCGCACUGUACAAUAUGUGUCAGCGAGAAACGUUAAGGAUCUGUGCAAUAAAACUGAUGAAUUUUGUAUGAUACAUAUUGUCCUAAAUUUUACAGUCCUUCAUAAUCCGGUUGUACACAACUUUUGUAGAACAAUAGGCUGGCAGACAAACAUAACAUGUAACUAAAAUAACUGUUUCUGUCACUAUCUUAUCAAACAUGCAAACAUAUUUGUCGACUAAUUUCUCUAUGAAACACCUAUUUAUCUGUUUGUUACAGUAAAAUAUUUCGCAUAUAGUUUUCAUUCAUGACUGAUUGCUAUUCAAAGUAUCAGUGAAAAUUGUUUUCGUUAUGUUGUAAUAUAAUAAUAAAAUCAUGAUAAAUAUAU